Mya arenaria is the source of this 3400-nucleotide messenger RNA. RefSeq lists its product as uncharacterized. Gene Ontology annotation, biological process: DNA integration. NCBI's taxonomy places the organism in Eukaryota, Metazoa, Mollusca, Bivalvia, Myida, Myidae. Bases 1 to 2541 code for a protein of 846 amino acids. Gene Ontology annotation, molecular function: nucleic acid binding. The record is from RefSeq and is a predicted model, not a curated record. The transcript has 2 exons.
AUGAAGAAUACUCAAUCAGCCUUGAGUAAGAAUGGCAACCUUCGUCUACACAAAAUUGCCUCAAAUAGUGUACAAGUGCUUGAUGCUUUACCACGUGAAGAUUUGGCAAAGAACCUAUCUGAUUUAGACCUCUCACACGGUGACAUCACUGACGUUCCCCUUCAGCGCAGCUUAGGUCUGUGUUGGAACAUAAAGGCAGACGCGUUCACUUUCCGUGUUUCAGAAGAGGAGAAACCUUUUACAAGACGCGGCGUUCUCUCUACGAUCAACAGCAUUUACGACCCGGUUGGAGUUGUAGCACCUGUGGUCAUUGUUGGAAAGUUGCUCCUUCGAGACUUAAUGGCUUCAAGUCAGGAUUGGGAUGACCCGCUUCCACUAGAUCAGUUUACAGUUUGGCAACAAUGGUGUUGCUCUUUGAAAAAACUGAACCAGUUAGAAAUUCCAAGGGCGUACCUGUAUUCAGUGAAGAGAGUAGCAAGGAAAGACUUACACGUGUAUUGUGAUGCUUCCGAGAAGGCUAUUGCUGCUGUGGCGUACAUUGUUGGAGAAUCGACAGCUGGUACCAUGCACUCUAGUUUUGUUAUGGGAAAGAUAAAGGUAGCUCCUGUAAAUGGACACACUAUACCACGCCUUGAGUUAUGUGCUGCUGUGUUAGCAUCACAAGUCGCAAACACAGUCCUUACACAUAUUGAUAUUGACUUUGAUGAAGUUAAGUAUUUCUCAGAUAGUAAAGUUGUUUUGGGCUACAUAAGCAAUACAACUCGACGAUUUUACACAUAUGUCUCAAAUCGUGUGCAGAAAAUACUAACAAAUUCGCUUGCGGAUCAAUGGAACUAUGUACCUACCCAUCUCAAACCAGCGGAUAUUGGUACAAGGGGUGUUUCUGCAGAAGACUUACCUGCAAGCUUGUGGUUGAAUGGUUCUAGCUGGAAACAACAUCAGGAACGGACUGACUUUCCUUUAGUUGCCCCAGAUGUGGAUUCAGAAAUUCGGGUGAAUGUGCUAGCAACCACGGUAUCAACUGAAAGUGCCCUAGAUUCAAGUCACUUUGAGAAGUUUUCUGAAUGGAAAUCUUUGAAAUCUGCCAUAACAUGUUUGCAGCAUGUAGCAGAAUCAUACCAUACCAAACAAUGUAAAGGCUGGCAUGUAGGAUGUAACACAAACUCCCAAAAGGCUGAAGCUUUUAUACUGAAGACUGUACAGAAAGAAGCAUUUUCAGAAGAAUAUGCCAAUUUGAAAGUAGGUAAACCUGUGAGCAAAAGCAGUUCUAUUGCAAGUUUAAACGCCUUCAUUGAUGAGAAGGAUGUGAUGAGGGUAGGAGGACGAUUAGAGAAAUCAAACUUAACAUUUGCGGAAAAACAUCCAGUCAUCGUUCCACGAAAGUGUCAUAUUGGCACUCUUCUUGUGCGUCAUUACCAUUCAAGUGUCAAACACCAAGGCAGGCACUUCACUGAAGGAGCCCUCAGAUCAAAUGGGUAUUGGAUAGUUAGUGGAAAACGCCUUAUAGCAUCUGUAAUACAUCAGUGCGUCAAGUGCAAAAAGCUUCGUGGACCACACACGCAUCAACUAAUGGCUGACCUACCAAGUGAUCGACUUUCACCGGCACCACCAUUUACAUAUGUCGGAGUCGAUUGUUUUGGCCCAUGGAACGUUGUCACCCGAAAGACGCGAGGAGGUCAAGCAAAUAGUAAACGUUGGGCAGUGUUGUUUACCUGCUUAACGAUCAGAGCCAUACAUAUUGAGGUUAUCGAGGAGAUGUCAGGAUCCGCAUUCAUAAAUGCACUGCGUCGGUUCAUCGCUCGCUUCGGUAAUGUUCAAAUUAUUAGGUCAGACAGAGGAACCAACUUUGUUGGUGCAGCUAGUGAAUUGAAGAUUGAAACUGUCAAUGUUGAAGAUGGAUUGGUAAAGGAUCUUCUGAGAAAGAAGAACAUUCAAUGGGUUUUCAACCCACCACACGCUCCACACAUGGGUGGAGUCUGGGAGAGACUUAUCGGUGUAGUGAAGCGCAUACUCAAUUCUAUACUCAGUGAAGCAUCUUACAAGAAUUUGACUCAUGAUGUUCUCUCAACACUAAUGGCUGAAGUCACAGCUAUUGUGAAUGCCAGACCUAUUGUACCUGUGUCUACUGAUGGCAGUGCUCCAGAGAUUCUGAGUCCUUCUUCCAUCUUGACUCAGAAAUGGGACUUUAAUUUGCAUCAGUUCGAACAUUUGUCAUUCGCCGACUCCUAUCGUGUCGCUUGGAAAAAUGUGCAGUUCCUAGCAAACCAGUUCUGGCAUCAUUGGAGGUUCGAGUACCUGCAGCUACUACAGCCUAGGCGCAAGUGGAACGUUGAACAGAGAAACAUUCGUGAAGGUGAUGUUGUACUCGUUAAAGACUCAGAUGUUGUCAGAAAUCAGUGGCCGUAUGGCAUUGUAGAAAAAGUUUUUGCCAGCGAAGACGGCAAGGUUAGGAAACUGAGUGUUCGAAUGCAACGUGAUGGACAAACAACUACAUUAACAAGACCAAUAACUGAAGUGGUUCUUCUUGUUGGUAAUGAAUAAGUGACAUUUGUUGGCCUGAGUUUUUAAAAUGACUUAACUUUAAGGUGUCAGUGUGUUGACUAUUUUUUAGUAAUUAACUGUUUAAGUGACUUCAGUAGCAUUAAGUCUGAUAUGUGCUUGAUUUAAGUAUAUUUAGAUGCACAUAGAACUUUGUUUGCUCUGUUAUUUUUCAUUAUUAUGCAAUAGAAAGAAGUUCAUGAAUGUAAAUGUGAAUACUAUAAUGUUGCAAGGAGCAAUUAGUACACUUUCUUAAUGAAAAACAUGUUGUGGAUUCUUUUUUAAAAUAAUACCUCUUGAAGGUUUACUAAGAAGAUUUAUUAAGUAGUUCUUAUAGUAAAUAUUAUAAUGUUGAAUGCUUUGGGCUAUGUCUGUGGAAAUUUACUUGUAAAUUGUUUAGAUAGAUCGAGUUUGUAUUUUUUUUAUAUAUCUUAUUUUUGUCUUCUUAAAUAAGGGCAUUAGUAAGGUUUUGUUUACAUUAUGAAAAUUCAGGUUAUUUUGACUUUACUUAAGGUGUCAUGAUAUAUUUUUUGUAUUAAGGCGUCACUUUCCUCUGUUAAGGUGUCACUUCUUAUGUAUAAUUGUUAGAGUGAUAUUUUUCAAUAUCAGACGGGGAGUGUGCUGGAAUGAUUGUUUCGUUAUUUUUCACUUGUCCGUUUCAAUCACCUGCCGCAUGAUGCGUAACUCCUGCCUGUCUUUAGAUUUUAAUGUGAUGGUUGCUCGUAACCUUUUUUGGCAAUAUGGUACUUACUUAUUCACAAAUUUUGGUGUUUUCGACACAAUCUUGCAUAGAUUCUUGAUCUGUAGCCCUCACAGUUUUCUUACCGAAUCACAUCAGAUUGAAUAAAAGGGUUAAACUUAA